This is a messenger RNA of Pseudomassariella vexata, 666 nucleotides long. RefSeq names its product optic atrophy 3 protein-domain-containing protein. Gene Ontology annotation, biological process: regulation of lipid metabolic process. The transcript is spliced from 2 exons. The record is from RefSeq and is a predicted model, not a curated record. Gene Ontology annotation, cellular component: mitochondrion. Lineage: Eukaryota; Fungi; Ascomycota; Sordariomycetes; Amphisphaeriales; Pseudomassariaceae. Bases 1 to 666 code for a protein of 221 amino acids.
AUGGUAGCUUUGCCGUUGUUCAAGCUCGCGAGUCUAUUCUUGCGGCAUGUCUCCAAAUAUGGUGCAAAUCGCAUUAAGCUCCAAGCUCACGAACACCCGGGCUUCCGGCACUUCGCAGCUCGAUACGGUCAGACUAUUCAUCAGCUGAAUAUGCGCUUGUCAGUCUCGUUACUGAGAAACCCCGAGGCCGAAAGGAAAGCCAAGGAGAAGGCAGAGGCGCCCACUGUGAAGACGGCAGAGCAGAUACAGAAGGACGAAGAAUACAAGGCGAAGCACGGCCACACGAGGGACGAAGCCCGGGCGAAGCGGCCAUCGACUAUCUUGAAUGUGUGGAAACGGAAGUUUAGACCACUGCCAGAGGAGAAGGCCGUUGAUUUAUUUGCCGAUGUGAUUGGUGACGCCUUCAUUCUCACGGUCGCUAGUACCAUUAUCCUUUAUGAGUGGUGGAAGUCAUCACAAAAGCCGGAUCACAACCUCGAAAAGAUCAAGGAGCUUAAUGGAAAGCUAGAGGAGCUCCAGAAGGAACGUGAGGAAGACCGGGUCCGCCAGGAAAGCAGAGUAUUGGCUCUCGAGACGGCACUACGUGGGUUCAAGGAUCCCAAGACCCAACAGCCAUUGUUGCCUCCGGCCCCAACUCCACCACCUGCGGCGUUGUCGCCUGCAUGA